Drosophila biarmipes is the source of this 582-nucleotide messenger RNA. RefSeq lists its product as uncharacterized. Lineage: Eukaryota; Metazoa; Arthropoda; Insecta; Diptera; Drosophilidae. Bases 1 to 582 code for a protein of 193 amino acids. The transcript has 2 exons. The record is from RefSeq and is a predicted model, not a curated record.
AUGUUGGUGCUUCUGAUUGGUCUCGCACUGCUGCUCCAAGCGAACUCGAUUGCAGGACAGGGCUAUCAAGUAUAUGGAUCCGGCGAUGUACAGGUUAUUUAUCCAUCGUCGGCGCAGGUUCAGGUUUUUGGUGGCAGACCUUUUCGUCGCGGUUUGUGGAAUAUUGUGAGGAAUUUCACGAUCACUGCAAACGCCACAAGCCAGGAUGACCAACUUGUCAGUCUAUUGGGCAACGGAAAUAUAGCACUCUCAGGUAGCCAGAAUGCCGGAAACGGAAAUGGUCCUCUGCGGGCUCUUCUGAGAACUCUGUUCGGUCGUCAGCCCAAUGUCCAAUUUGUGAACCUGAGUGGCAGAGCCUUCAACGAUCGCCCCCAGGGGUUGCAGUACUGGAAAGGCGUUCCGCCCUAUACCGGUUCAGUGCUUUUGCCCCGGACACGGGUUAAGGCUGUGGGACAAAGUAUGCCUCGCCGGAUUUUGGUACGGAACCUCAAGACAAGCCAAUCCCAAAUGACCAAUGUGGUGACAUACAGAAUUCCCGUUUUGGAGAACGACUGGCAGUACGAUACCACAUAUGCGGAAUAA